Messenger RNA from Rotaria sp. Silwood1, 1434 nucleotides. The record is from the annotation of a GenBank genome assembly. Lineage: Eukaryota; Metazoa; Rotifera; Eurotatoria; Philodinida; Philodinidae.
AUGUUGCUCCAUGUUUUGGUUGUAUUAACUAAUGUCAUUAUCACUAUAAAUGCACGCACUUUACCAGAACCAAUACGUGGAGUAGCAAGAAUUGGUACUAGUGUGCGUUGGCCUAAUGGAAUCGUGCCUUACGUAUUUGCAUCAGGAUAUACGGCUGACCAACAAGCAGCUAUCGUCAAUCGAAUGCGAAAAUUGGAAAGUUUCACAGCUAUCAAUAAUGCACGAUGUGUACAGUUUCGACCUAGUGUAUCAACGGAUGUGUAUUAUAUCACCAUACGAAAUGGAGCAGGCUGUUAUUCAUAUGUCGGACAAAAUACAGAAAUGACUGGUGAACGAACUGUAUCAUUGAGUUAUCCAGGUUGUUUUGAUGAUGGAAGAACUAUGCACGAAUUGAUACAUACAUUGGUGAAUUCAGGUCGCUGGUCAACGACAGGAGCACUUGCGAUAGCUCGUGCUUAUCACACAUCAACCGUUCUCUUGAAUGGCCGUGUCAUCACCGUAGGAGGAAACAUCAAUGGUAAUACCGUGGAACUUUACAAUACAACGACACAAAUCUGGAGUGCAGGUCCGCCAAUGACUGAUGCUCGAAUUCUUCACACUGCUACUCUCUUACCAGAUGGCCGAUUAAUCAUCACAGGUGGUUAUUAUAAUAAAUUUCUUAAAACAGUUGAAAUCUACAAUCCUACAACCAAUACUUGGUCAACUGUCAGCAGUAUGAAUACGGCUCGAUAUGGACAUCAAGCUAUCUAUUUACCAGCACCAUCAAACAAACUAUUAGUCAUGGGUGGACACGGAAACAACAGUGUCAUGUUACAAUCAUGUGAAUUAUAUGACUUUGGUACGAAUACAUGGACAUAUACAAAUUCGAUGAUUGAAAAACGAGUUUACUUCACAGCAACAUACCUUCCUUCAUUGAGUAAAGUAUUAGCUAUAGGAGGUACUGGUACCUUGUAUGGUUCAGCCGAAAUGUUCACUAUAUCAUCUUCUCAGUGGGUCCGUAGUGCAAAUACAAUGCCAAAUGAUAGAUACUUUCACACGGCCACAUUGAUUCCAGCUACUGGACAAGUUUUGAUUGUAGGUGGUUAUGACAAUCCAGAACGGACUUACAUUUUCAACCCGACGAACAAUUCUUUUACGAUCGCUGCAAGCAUGGGACAAGGACGAAGAGAAAUUAGUGCAACUUUACUGCCAUCCGGCUUAAUACUCAUUGCUGGUGGAUCCUUCAACAGUAGUUCACUCUGUCGUACGGCUGAGGUGUAUGAUUAUCGACUGAACAUAUGGCGUCCUGUAGCGAGUAUGAACGUUGCACGUUCCCUUCAUACGGCAGUUUUAUUGAAUGCUUCCUCACAAGCACCGGUGGUGCUUAUUACUGGAGGACAGAUAGGCAAUAGUGUAUCGACAUCUAAUUGUGAAUUAUUCAAUGUGAAUGGUUAA